AUGACGAGGGUAGCACCUGAAACGCAAACACAGUCAGUGUGCAGCAUCUUAAGUGAUAUGUAUUCCUUGGGAAUGGUGAUAUGUUCAAUUUUUAAUAAUGGAAGAUCGCUGAUACAGGCCAACAACUCUACUUCGGCUUACCUUAAACAAAUAGAACUGCUGGACGAUCAGGUUCACAACUUAAUACCAAGAAUUCCAGUGCCAAUUCAAGAGGCAGCGUCCAGGCUGGUAAGCAAAGAUCCUCGACAACGACCAACAGCUCAGCUUCUCACGCUUAUCAAGUAUUUCAGAUUUCGAACAAUGGAUAAACCAACAGCUAGCAGCAUGGCUGAUGAAAAUAGCUGCAUAAUAUGUAUACACCUGGGUUUAUCUUCCAAAACAUAUUCAAAUUUAGGUGAAGUUAUAAAAAUUUGUAGAGGAGUAACCUCUUUAAAAGCUGCUUCAACCGAACGACAAGAUGGAUUGUUACCUCACCUACAAACUGAAUUUGUUUAUGCUCAUUUAAGUUGUCGACAAAAAUAUAUUAAUAAAAAGUAUAUUGGAGUGUAUAAUAAUAAGCUCCGUGAAAAUCUCUCAUUAACGCCUCCGAAAAAAAAAAACUUCGAAGUAGCAUGA
Diabrotica balteata is the source of this 615-nucleotide messenger RNA. The record is from the annotation of a GenBank genome assembly. Lineage: Eukaryota; Metazoa; Arthropoda; Insecta; Coleoptera; Chrysomelidae.